AUGCGGUGUACGGAAGACAACGUAUUGGAAGCAUGUGAUGCGAUCUACAGGGACGAAAGAGAACGAGGCCGGCGUCCAGAUCGCUGGGCUCCUCCCGUUGUUCUCCGAAUGCUUCGAUGCAGUCUGGCGAAGACUCCUCGGCAGUUGCUUUCGACAGGACAAGAAAGCAAUGAUUUUCAGAUCGACGGCCAACUGCCCAUGAAGAAGACAUUCUCCUGCAAGCUUCGUUUUCUCUUUCCUGCCGUGAGGAAGAAGCACCGGGAGAUGCUGCGGUGUGGGAGGAAAAGCUCCGACGGCGUGGUACAGAUCUGUACCGUUGCAGUAGCGUCCUGCGGGCGAGGCUACUUCAAUCAGCUCCUUCAGGGGCACCUUGACCGUUUUCCAAACACCAGGCGGUCGGGAGGGAGAAUCACGACAGAAUCGCUGAUGCCAUCUUUGGCCGGGAAAGCUGGCAAAUGCGGAUCUAUUCCCUGGUCGGCGUCCGUCAAAUCAUCAGGUGGCGGUCGUGGCGGUGGAGGGAGUCGAUGGCACAGUGGUGGUGUCGCUGGGAGCGCAUUUGAAAUAGCUGCCGAGCCUGUAGGAAUGCGGUGCCUAUUGGCUGGCAGGCUGAGACAUGGACCGCCCAUUGGACCUUUUCAAGCACUGUGGAGUGCGGAAUUGUCGUUCUUGUUUCGACGAGUCGUUGUGCUUGAGGACAGGGAUUUUGCGCCGCCUUCGCACAAUUCGACAGAUGGGACAGAGCUGGGGAGUGAAUGCUUCCAUCUCGGCAUGUUCAAAUCGAGCAAUUGCUGCGACAUGCCGCCGGCGAGUCCAAAGUAUUGCCGUCGUAUCGAGUCUUCAAAUACGCACACCGUUUUGAAACAAGAAGAGGGCUGCAUGCAAUCUAUCCCACCUGUCAGCUCAUGUUUCUCCACCUGCCACCAUCGGGACUGCUGCUGGACAGAUCCGCCCUCGGCACUCUGCCGUACAUACACAUCAUCGCGACUUCUUGCGGGUCGAGUUGCAGGCGAACCCCAGCUCCCCAUCGAGCCCCCGGCCCUCGCUUCGUACAAAAAUUGA
Molecule: messenger RNA, 1059 nt
Organism: Zasmidium cellare ATCC 36951
Lineage: Eukaryota; Fungi; Ascomycota; Dothideomycetes; Mycosphaerellales; Mycosphaerellaceae
Exons: 2
Coding region: 1-1059 (352 amino acids)
Source: RefSeq, a predicted model, not a curated record